AGUUAUCGAUUUUUUUUGUUUUACCUUUGUUUUAGCUUUGAUAUGUUUUAUUUUUCUUUUGAAAAAAAUUAGGAGACAUGGAAACUGGAGAUGCCUGCUCGAUAGUUUUUGAUAUAUUACAUAAUCACUAGCUUUACAAUGAUUCUGACUAGAGUGAACUAUACUGGAGAACAAAAAUGCAGAAAGUUACAUGUAAGAAGCAGAUUGUGCUGCUUGCCUAAUGCUGUGCCCACUAAAUGUUUGGUAAAAUGUCGAAGCUCCAGAACAGAAGCAUGUAUGCAUAGUAGCUGCUGAAUGUUCCAUUCUUGCACAUGGUGUUAUUCAGAUCAUGGUGUGUGCAAGCCACUUUGAAGAGGUUUUUUUUUUCUCGUUAGUUUCCCACAAGAACAAGGGGAAGGGAAGUUGUGGAGAUAUGACAAUGAUGAUAUUACAUGGGAUCGAAUAACUUGUCUUUCCUGAUUAAUCUUUUCAACUUUAGCGAAGAAUAUGUGCACUGCUUCCCCUUUUCUGAAGGUAGUUAAUGGAUGAGGAGCACAGGGCAUGGGCGCAUGCAACUUUCUACCAUCCUGUAUUGCACUACCACAGGGAGUGCACCAUAUGCGGCGAGCAUCCGCAUACUGUAAAUGCAUACCUUUACCCUGAAAGGACAAGAUAAUAUCAUAAAGAAAGUACGAUGCCUGGGAUUGUCACCUACGCGUUUAUUUAGUCAACUUCACCUUUUGAAAUUGUCUAGGGUACAGUAGAAUUUUCACUUUUGUUGGGAGAGUGUGAUGUUCAAUUGAAAGAAAUUGGUAUGUGAAAACAAAUUAAAUUUGCAGUUGUCGCCUCUAUAACCAGGUUUAAGUAAAUGGAGCUGAUGUGCUGUCUUGAGCAUAUGCACACACAGGCUCUUUACCUUCCUGAGUAAUCUGUUCAUUUCAUCAUUGAAUCAUCAUUGGAUGCUUCAAGUUGAGGAUGAACUUAGUACAGAAUUUGGUGUUUGCUUAUGGCCUAUGUUUUGUUGAUUCAGUGCCUCAGUGGUACCGAAUUUGAUGUUUGCUUAUGGCCAUAGGUUCAGUUGAUUCAGUGACCUUGGGACAUUAGGUAUUACAAACUAAGGCUUGCAUUGUUCCCCUCUAAUGCAUUUUAUUACAUGAAAUCUUCAGAUGCUGUUACAACUCCUGGAAUAACUUUUUUUAGUGUACAAAAUGUGUUCUUGUCUGCAGUGUUGUCUACUUUACAGGCCUGCUUCAUUGUGUGCAACCUUGGGCAGCGACAGUUUGCGAUUGUAUUCCUUAGUUGCAUUAUUGGAAACUUUAGCAUGAUCUGACAAAUAUUGUUAUUUGCGUGUGCACCUUUUGCUGAUAAUCUUGGUGGAUGUUUUUUUUUCACUGGGAUAUUGUUUAUCUAUGGUCUAUGUUCCUUGAUUUGUCAUUGUCAGCAUCUCUAUACCCAGUUCCAUAUGAAAUUGAAGUCAAAAGAGUUCACAUGUUUUUUUUCAGGAAUUAAAUUUGAUCUGCUCUUCAUGCUCAGUCCACGGGAUUGUGUGGCAACGGAAACAUAUGGUCUCUGCUUCUGGAGACUUUGGUUAGCAUCAAUCACUUGACAAACUGCAAAGAACAGAAAUUCCUGGGAUGAAGAAGAAAUAACUUUUGUAGAGGUGUUUCAAGACUAGUGCAAAUAUUUCAUAUUUUACUUCACGAGAGAGGAGGCAUUCUUAAAGGUACAUCAUGAGAAACAGGUGGAGUUCUACGUCACACAGCAAAACAAGGCAAUGGAUAAUGGAGGACAUGCCUGUUGAUAUAAUUUUUUAAGUUUUCAACAUAUGAUCACAUCACAUUGCACUUUUCAAUAAAACACUACUAGCGGGAGUUCCAGAAAUUGAGACACUGUCGUGUCCAGAAAGAUAGCAAGUGGAUCAUCUUACAUGGGCUGCACCGUCAUAUUGGUUCGGAAUAUUUCACAUAAAGUGGAAAUAUUAAGAAGAUAUGCUUCUCAGAUCAUGCACCAUCACACUAUAUAAGGGGCAAACAAGCUUCAGGUAUGGUUACUUUGAGCUCUCGACUCCCCUUUCGAAAUAAUAUCGAUUGUAAUUCUGCUUUUGUCUAUAACAUGGAUGAUACUAAGUUAGACUGCAAGGGAAAUGAUGUUCUUCAAGAGCUUGAGACACUGACAGUGAAUGCCAAAGAAGCCCAAGAGUUCAUUCUGACUAAAAUCCUUGAGAGGAAUCAAGCUACUGAGUACUUGAGCAAAUUCAUGAAUGGGUCAAGAAAUAUAUCUGCCUUCAAGAGACUUGUUCCAGUAGUUACAUAUGAUAAGGUACAACAAUACAUUCUCAGGAUUGCAACUGGUGAGGAUUCUUCAAUUUUAUGUGGAGAACAAAUAGUGGAGCUGCUUAGAAGUUCGGGGACUUCGCAAGGUGAACCAAGAUUGAUGCCAUCCAUCUUAAAGGAUCUUGACCGUCGAACCUACCUCUAUAGCCUGAUCAUGCCUAUCAUGAGCAAGUACAUAUCAGGCCUUGAUAAGGGGAAGGCUAUGUAUCUUCUCUUUGCGAAAGCUGAAACACUGACAAAUUCUGGCAUGCCGGUUCGAUCAGUCCUCACUAGCUACUAUAAGAGCCCUCAUUUCCUUCACCGCAAACAUGAUUUGUACAACAAUUAUACCAGUCCUGAUGAGGUCAUUCUUUGUCCUGACAGCCAGCAGAGCAUGUACUGCCAGCUGCUUUGUGGCCUGGUAGAACGCCAGCAUGUUCUCCGUAUUGGAGCAGUCUUUGCCUCAGCAUUCCUUCGAUCUAUCAGCUUCCUUGAGCAUCAUUGGUGUGACCUUGUCAAUGACAUACGAAUUGGUCAGCUCAAUCCCAGUAUCACCAGCCCAGCAUGUCGUUUGGCCAUGUUGGACUUUCUGGCAUCACCCAACCCAGAGCUAGCUGAUCAGGUUGAGGCAAUCUGCAGCUGCGGAUCAUGGAAGGGAAUUCUGGGCAGGUUAUGGCCCAAUGUUAAAUAUAUCGAAGCUGUUCUUACGGGCACAAUGGCACAGUAUAUCCCCAUGCUGGAAUUCUAUGGUGGUGGUGGGAUUCCAUUGGUCUGCACGAUGUAUGCUUCAUCAGAAAGCUAUUUCGGUGUCAAUCUGAGGCCACUGUGUAGCCCAGCUGACGUUUCUUACACCAUCCUCCCAAACAUGGCUUACUUUGAGUUCAUACCAUUAGAGGAUGGCCUCAGGUUGACUGAUCACGAGGAGAUGGUAGAGAAUGAUAGGCUUGUUGGCCUGGUUGAUGUCAAGGUUGGGUGCUACUAUGAGCUUGUAGUUACCACAUUUUCAGGUCUUUACAGGUAUAGGGUCGGUGAUGUGCUUCAGGUGACAGGCUUCUACAACCAAGCUCCACAAUUCAAAUUUAUUUGCCGGAGAAAUGUCAUCCUCAGCAUUGAUACUGACAAGACCAACGAGGAGGAUCUCCACAACAGUAUCACUGCUGCUAAGAAAAUCCUGGAGAACCGAAAUUACCUCCUCCUGGAGUACACUAGCUACACUGAUACUUCCACUGUCCCUGGCCACUACGUGUUGUUCUGGGAGAUCAAGUCCACCCAUGAUGAAAGCCCAACCCCUCUUGACUGUCAGCUCCUUGAGAGCUGCUGUGCUGCUAUUGAGGAGUCGCUGGACUACGUCUACCGGCGUUGCAGAGCCCAUGAGAAGUCCAUAGGGCCUCUGGAGAUACGGCUUGUUGAAGCUGGUGCGUUUGACGCUCUGAUGGAUCUAUUGGUUAGCCAUGGCAGCUCCAUUAAUCAGUACAAGACACUGAGAUGUAUCGAAUCUGGCCUUGCACUGAAGCUGCUGAACUCCAAGGUCAUUGCCUGCUUUUUCAGUCCCCGGGAUCCUGAAUGCAGCUUGUAAGCAUUGAGGUAAAUAACAAUGUUUGCUUCUGUGCUUGAUUGAUAUGCAAUCUUACUACAAUUAACAGAAAUUAGUAGUCUGUGAUACGAUGGAAUACAGGCAUAAACGUUUGAAAAAAAUAAAUAAAUGUUCUUAUUUUAGAUGCCUGCAGGGUUUAGGAGCUUCAUUUCCAAUCUGGUCAGAUCAGCUUGUUGCCUGGAUAACUGGAUAUAAAUGUCUCCGCUGCUUAGAUUUUCAUUUGGAUUUUAAUUAUUCAAUGUUGAAGGACCAGAGUAACCAAAUGAGAAUCAUAUGUGCUGUUGUUGCUAAAUCCCCUCUGUAGCCUGAUGGGUGAUCUGAACUCUUAACUGAGUGAUAUAUAUGUUUUGUUCCUAUAUAUGCUGCUACUACAACUAUUCCACUCUUGGCUUCUGUUAGUACUAGUAAAAUGUCCAUAUGUGUGUUAUUACGGA
Oryza brachyantha (malo sina) is the source of this 4319-nucleotide messenger RNA. Its product is annotated as probable indole-3-acetic acid-amido synthetase GH3.11. The record is from RefSeq and is a predicted model, not a curated record. Gene Ontology annotation, cellular component: cytoplasm. The transcript is spliced from 6 exons. Gene Ontology annotation, molecular function: acid-amino acid ligase activity. Lineage: Eukaryota; Viridiplantae; Streptophyta; Magnoliopsida; Poales; Poaceae. The coding region runs from base 2023 to 3867 and encodes 614 amino acids.